Racocetra persica is the source of this 546-nucleotide messenger RNA. The record is from the annotation of a GenBank genome assembly. Lineage: Eukaryota; Fungi; Glomeromycota; Glomeromycetes; Diversisporales; Gigasporaceae.
AUGAACAAACUCAAAGAUCUUUUUCAUGACGAGCAAUAUAUAUUUGCUUCGAUUUUAACACCAGUUUCUGUGAUUAUCCUUCUUUAUUUUCUAUUCACGCCCUAUCACAAAUACUUAUCUUCUAACAAUCCUAUUUGCAAUAAUCAAGAUGUAUCUGCUUCAAUCUCAACACAAGCUCCUGUAAUUAACACUAUUUGCAAUGAUCAAGAUGUAUCCGCUUCAACCUCAACACAAGCUUCUUUUCCUAAAGUGAUAACUGACAGCAAUUCAUUUAAUAAUGAAUCAAAUGGACCAGAUGAUCCAUCUGAUUCAGUGGAAUUGAUUUCGGGACUUACCUUUCCCAACUGGAAAGAAUUCAAGAUUUGGUUGAAUGGAUUUGCAUUAAAGAAUGGAUUUAGUUAUAAAGUUAAAACAAGUGAAAUAACUAAUGGUGUAAUGAAAAGAGCUACUUAUGAAUGUACUAAAUCUGGUUUACACGCUCCGCAAGUUACAUCAGACCCAACAAAAAGGCAUAACAUAUACUCUCAACGGAUACAAUGCCAGUAG